This is a messenger RNA of Candidozyma auris, 330 nucleotides long. It is a transcript of the gene OFR1, whose product is annotated as Ofr1p. NCBI's taxonomy places the organism in Eukaryota, Fungi, Ascomycota, Pichiomycetes, Serinales, Metschnikowiaceae. The coding region runs from base 1 to 330 and encodes 109 amino acids. The transcript has a single exon. The record is from RefSeq and is a predicted model, not a curated record.
AUGAGCAAAGCAUUGAAAAAACUCGAGUGGCUUGUAAUCAUUUACGAUAAGCCGAUUAAUCAGAGACUUAAGUUUAGACCCCAACACUUUCAGAAUUUUCCGAAAUUGUUGGAGAGCGGAAAUGUCACAAGUGCUGGGCCUGUCUUCAAAGACGACGAGAGAACGCAGUUUGCUGGAUCAGCUUUCACGAUUGCCGCUGAAAAGAAGUCUGAUGUCAUUGACUUGUUGAAAAAGGACGUUUAUGCCAAAGAAGAUGUGUGGGAUUUCGACAACGUUAUCAUUCACCCAUACACGCCAGUGGUGAGGACUCUCAAGGAAUUUCCCCAAUGA